AUGUCAAGUUUCCCAUCCACUAGUUCUGCUCCUGUACCAAUCAUAAGUUCUUCGCAAAAUCCAACUCCUUCGUUAAACCAAUCCACGCCUGCUACCUCUUCGGAAUUCUUAAACUUCUUAUCGAACGAUCUUUCAUGGUUGCUUGAGAACACUGAGGACUGUGACGUGAUAUUACAAAUUGGUCAAGAACCAAAUGUUCGUAGAUUUUACGCACAUAUUGCAUUGUUGAGGGCUAGAUCAAGUUAUUUCAGGCGGGCACUGUCAAAAGAUUGGGCCAAAUGUGAAGAGGAUGGUUUGAUCUUGUUUAACAAGCCUAAUAUUUAUCCAGAAGUUUUUGAAGAAAUUUUAAAGCACAUAUAUAAAGGAACCGUAGACUUUGGUGAACAAAACGGUUCAAAUUUGUUAAAUCUCUUAACAGCAAGCGAUGAAUUGAUGUUAGAUCAAUUUUGUAAUUAUAUUCAAACCUUUCUGAUAGAAAAAAAGUAUGAAUGGCUCGAGGAAAAUCUCGUAGACGUUCUCCGAAUCACCGAAAAAUGUAAUAAUUGUACUGCAUUGAGGAAUCAUUGUCUCGAGCUGAUUGCCGAAAAACCUGCUUCGAUUUUCAGAUCAGAAGGAUUUGUAUCUUUAGACAAAGAAUUACUCCUCUCACUGUUGAAGCGGGAUGAUUUAGAGAUGGACGAAGUUGAAAUCUGGAAUCAUGUCAUCAAAUGGGGAAUAGCAAACACCAUCGACCUAUCAGAAUUAGAUAAAUCAAAAUGGACCGAGGAAAAUUACGAGGCGUUGAGUGAUACACUGAGUCAAUGUAUUCCAUUAAUUAGAUUCUUCGAUAUAUCUUCGUCGGAUUUUUAUGAUUGGGUGAGACCUUAUGAUAAGAUUCUACCAAGUGAAUUAAACGAAGAUAUAGUCAGAUAUCACUUUAAACCCGGCAGUAUGCCACAAUCAAUAGUACUUCCCCCGAGAGAUCAAGGAAUGAACUUGGAUUCCUUGAUUAUCAAACCGAUUCACGCUAGAUUAAUUUGCGGUUGGAUAGACGGCAAGGACACAUUGGGUCCAACUUAUGUUAAAGCGACUUAUGAUUUUAGAUUGUUGGUAAGAGGUACCAGGGAUGGAUUUGAUGCUACCACAUUUCACACAAAGUGUGACAGGAAAGGUGCCACAGUAGUAGUGAUGAAAUUAGAAGGCUCAGGAGAAAUACUGGGUGGAUACAAUGCAGCAUAUUGGAGAACGGGCGCAGUGUACAUUCCUUCAGAUAAAAGUUUUAUAUUUUCGUUACGCGAUGGAAAAAAUUUACAGGAGGUGCGGUUAAGUAGAGUUAAGGAUUCGUCAUCGGCGGUAUAUGGUCAUACUUCAUAUGGUCCACAUUUCGGAACCGCCGAUUUAAGAAUGUAUUCCUUAUUUAAUAACAGUGAAAAUUGUAGCUGUCAACAAGCAAGUUAUUAUAAGGCAAUCACUGAACAUGUUAGGUUUGCUGCCGAGGAGUAUGAGGUAUUUCAGGUGGUUCAAAAACAGUGA
Molecule: messenger RNA, 1512 nt
Organism: Acaulospora morrowiae
Lineage: Eukaryota; Fungi; Glomeromycota; Glomeromycetes; Diversisporales; Acaulosporaceae
Source: the annotation of a GenBank genome assembly